AUCAUAGACGGCGCUUUAUAUUGAACCGAAACUAAAACAAGGAAAAUGCCAGGAAAUACUGCGCAAGCAGCUGUAUUGUUAUCCGUGUUUUUAAUGUCAAUUGUGCACUGUGGUCAUUCUGAAGAAGGCGUCUGCACAAAAUCUGACGAUGGUGUUAAAUGUUCCGAAGAUAACAGCGUGAGAUUAACGCGAUUGAAUGGUGAACUGGUUGGAAAUGUACAGACAAUUAUGGAUGGUGACCGAAAACUUGAAAUGAAAACUCUGAACAUGAAGCCAUUGGUCUUUGAAAUUGAGAAUUUCCUAACUGAGGAGGAAUGCGACUACAUAAAAGCAGCUGCCGUGAAAACUGGUCUAGAGUCCAGUCAAACAAUGGCACAUUCCAUGUCCAAAAACCAAAAUGUUGACUUGAUGGACUUAAACCAUGAUGGGGAACUGGAUAUUAAGGAGAUGAAGAUUACCAUAGAGAAUGGAUAUGAUAUCUUCCUUGAAAAAGAGGACAUAUUGGAUAUGUAUAGCACGCUUGAGCUCGACACAAAUGGCGACACGCACAUCAGCCGAGAAGAGCUGAGUAAAAUCAAGCCCAAGGAUUUGUUUACUUACCUUCAUAAGGUGGUAGCAGAUCACCCAGAGAAGCACUCCCGCUACAGUAGCCAGGCAUGGCUGGACUGGGACAAAGUGGAGGAUGAGGUGUAUGAGAGGAUACAGGAGAGGACAGCAAAGGUUACACAGAUGCCCAUAGAGUUGAUACGUCUCAGUGAUGUACAGGUUGUAAGAUACGGCAUUGACGGCCACUACAACGCCCACACAGACUCUUCUCCACUCGACGAACAUGUGCCGUGCUGUAUGGAGGGGAACAGGAGAAAGUGCAGAAUCUGCAGGUACAUGACCAUCCUGUUCUACCUGAACGAUGUUACAGAGGGUGGGGAAACUGCCUUCCCCUAUGCAAACAUGGAGGAUAUCAAUGAAACUGAUGCACAUUUGUCUGAGAAGCUUCACUUGUUCAAGAACUGUGAGCAGGCAAGCCUGCGUGUGGCGGCCAGACGGGGCAAGGCAAUCAUCUGGUACAACCACUUUGUCAACGAGGAGACUGGCUGGAUGGGGGAGGUAGAUGAAUUCACGAUGCAUGGGGGCUGUCCCAUCAAACAAGGGGAGAAGUGGAUAGCAAACAUCUGGGUUAAGACCACCGAUAGCAAGGAGGCGGACAUAGCAAACAUGAGGGCCUUGCAUUCUUAGAAGGGACUUUUGUUAUCAUCUUAAAUCAGGGCCCAUGGCCUCUUAAGUUUUUUAUGCUAAUUGAAGUUAUUUUUUGCUUGAAAGAAAGUAGUAUGUAACCAGCUCAAUAAAAUUUAUUUUGUCUUUACUUUGGCAUAACAAAUCCAUGAAAAAAUGAGUUUAUAUAUACUGUUUUUUUCAUAAAUGUUACUUAGGUUAAAUGUUCAUUAGCAUUGUAGACACAGCUUCUGGUUGCAUUUUUUACUUUUUCAAAAAUAAAUCUAAAUGAUGUGUUCUUUUGUAUGUGAGUAACAGUUGUUUGUUUUUUUCCACUAUGCAAUAAUGAAUUUGUUUCAACCAUAUUGUGUAUUUUGGAAGUAGGCUAGUGCUCAUUUACUCACAUGUGCAAAACAUGCUCUUAGUGAGCUUGUGUGAUUGCCUUUGUUUUUCACAUGUUGUGUAUGAUCAACUCUCUAGAGGCCACAUUUAUUGCCCAAUCUUAAGAAAACUAGGCAAGACCUUUUUUUCCAAUAACUCAACAGGGUUCAAGACUGGGUAACGUGGGCUAAAAACAAUGUCCCAAGGUCAGACUUAAGAAAAAGCUUGAAAGCACUCUCGAGGCUACUAAUAUUUCUAAUCUUCAGGACACCUGGUCAAAACAUUGGUCCCAAUUAUAUCUUGGCCUUGUUUGAAACUGGGUAAUGUGGGGUUAAAACUAUGUAACCAUGUCAAAUAAAGUAAGAAGCAUGUGAAAUUUUUAGAAGCAACAUUUAUUGCUUAAGUUUACCAAAUCUUGGUGAGGAUAUAUGUCUCUAUUAUAUCUCAUAUAAGUUGGAAUCCGUUUCGUGUGGGGUCAAAUUAUAGAAAACAGCAUGUGAACAGUCUUUGCAUAGUCUUUAUGAACUCCAAUAGUUUCUUAGAGUGAGAAAUAAUUCCUGUUAGCCACGAGUUGUGGCCAUAUCCUUUAUGUGGCCACAGUUAAACAAUGUGUACAUCUCAAAGUCAUGUUUUUUACCCACGCAUAGUAAAACUUGCUCAGAACAUUAAACAAUUGUAGCAUCUGGACUGGCUUCACUAACAAUUGUAGCAUCUGGACUGGCUUCACUAACAAUUGUAGCAUCUGGACUGGCUUCACUAACAAUUGUAGCAUCUGGACUGGCUUCCCUAACAAUUGUAGCAUCUGGACUGGCUUCCAAAACAAUUAUGGAAGCAUGGCUUCCAGGUGUCAGGGAAGUUUUCCUUACAAGUUAAUUGUGAAAUCUUGUUAACACUCCCUGCCCAGAGCAGUAAAGUUCCUUUGUUUGCCAGGUGAGCAACUGUUAACUUUGGCCUUCUUGGUUUUACCUUGUAUUGAAAUCCCAUUGACUCAUUAAUAAAGCUUUAUGAAUUAAAAAAUAAUUCAACAAAAGCAAUUAUUUCGUAGCACUUGUUGGUUAUAUUUUUGAUAACUUUUAAUGGCAAUAAUGAUAUCUGCACAGUCACAUUUGUCCUCUUUUUUGCCAAUGAUCUGAUUUAGAAUUCUUCAUCAUAUAUUUGCAAAAGGCCAUUUGAAGUGUUGUUGCAAUUGUCUAUGAAAUCCGAGCAUUUCAAAUAUCGUCUCUAUGUCUUGCUUAGGAUGUUUGGUUCUAGAUUGUGAGGUGUGCAAUUGUUGUUAUCUUGAAUUUUAUACUACAGGGUUCGACAUUAACUUUUUUUACAGCAAGACCGUCGGACCAGCUCCUCUUAAAAUGUACUAGCCCGAACCUGAUGUCUACUAGACCACAAAUGACAUAGCAAAUGAACACAAUUGUGUCAUGUAACUGUUUAAUCAGGAUUUAUCAGUAAAUAAUCAGUGAACACCAGAUUUUUUUUGAUGCCUAGAGUAAAACAAUAAAAUAAAACUUUUUUUUGCUUUUCUCCGUCAAAUUCAAUCCAUGGGAACUGAAUCGAUUUUCCAUCUAGGAUAAAAUUGACGUUUUCGUGUUUCUUCAUAUUUACGUUUCGUGUCAGUUUAAGCUUUGGAUUCUUUUUUAUUAACUGAUUUGUCGGACGAAAAUCCAAACUUGAACAAAGCCAUUCUUUAAAUUACAUUCUCUUGUCUGCUACGAACAAAUGUUUACAUUGACAAUACCGAUUUUCGAUAGAAGUCGUAAAAUCAUGCUCUACAAUUUUACGACACUUCAGAAAAUCAUAUAUAUUCAUGACUACUUUACCAAUGGAAACAAGCAAUUUCUGCAGGAAGCUCUCCUUUGCGUCUAUAAAUAGCGAUGAAUCAUGUGGAUGCUCCGCGUUUAUUUAAAUACACUAGUUUUGUUUUAAUGUAAAUAACGGAUACGAGAGCAAUUUUACACGUUAAAUAUAAAGGUUUUCACGCAAGUUAGUUAUAGUUAUAUGAAUCAGUAUAGAUUUUUUAUGUACGACCAGUGGGACAAGCUAGCCCGCAGUUUUACUAGCCCGACCACCGAUCUUACUACUGGUCAUGUACGUAAUUCCGGCCUGUACGUAAAAAAUCGGCCACCUAUGUAAAAUCAUUUUCAUGAUCUUGACGCACAUAUUUUGUUUUUAUUUAGAAAAAUCAACAUGAAAACCAUCCCUACUCUCAAUGUUUUGCAAAUGUAAGAACCACAUCACUGUAAACGUUUGUGUUAAAAUGUCACAAAUAUAGCGGGAAAUAUUUGGCUCGUGGGGAAAGUGAUGUCAUCAUUUGUUUCAACAAUUAUAUUCAUAUAAGAAACAAAUAUAUUUGAUAAAAUUAUUUUUAUUUUAUCUAAUAAACUUAAAUUAAAGUUUUACCAAUUAAUUGGACAAAAAAUUAUAUUCAAAACAUAAAAAUCAGAACCUAAAUAUAUUUUUUAAUAUAUGAAUUACCUCCCUUUAUAAGAAUAUUACUAGAUUACAUGUUUUAAUAUUAUAUAUAAGCGUUUACUAAUCAUCAAAACUGAAGUCAACUUUUCAAACAAAAUGUGUUUACUUUUUUAGCUAUGUUUGAAAAAAUUUAUUAAACACAUUCAAAAGAAAUAUUUUUUUUAAUGAAUUAGCAGUUUCCCAUUGUUUAUAUUUAUUAAAAUAGGUAGGGGUAGUAACUGGUAUAAUAAUUUCGCAUUUAUUUAAAAUUCAAGUCAAAAAUUUUAAUAGUAUAAACAUUGAUUAAUACUCUGAAUUUGAGGACAUUUGUCAAAAGAUAAUGCUUUGUAAUUUUAUCUGCAGAUCAAACUGAAAAGUGGCCGAUUUUUUAGGUACAUUUAACCUACGAAAAUGGAUAGUUUACAUGUCAUCAUUUUCUGUUCAUUAAGUAACAUUCACUGAUCUAAUUCUAUUUAAAUUUUCAUGCUAGGUUAGUUUUGAACCCAGGAUUAUAUAUGUGAAGUUUAGUUUCAACCAGUUGCCUAACACUAAAGAUUUUUCUUAAAUAGUCCCAAAAGUGGUCGGAAUUACGUACAUGACCAGUAGACAAUGUCUGUCGGACGUGCCUUAGUGUCGAACCCUGUACUAUAGUUCAGUUGGCAAUAAUUGUUAUAAUUUAUUAAGAAUGUAUAUUGUUUUAAAUAAACACUCCUAAUUAUG
Molecule: messenger RNA, 4755 nt
Organism: Dreissena polymorpha
Lineage: Eukaryota; Metazoa; Mollusca; Bivalvia; Myida; Dreissenidae
Product: transmembrane prolyl 4-hydroxylase-like
Exons: 11
Coding region: 46-1233 (395 amino acids)
Biological process (GO): peptidyl-proline hydroxylation to 4-hydroxy-L-proline
Cellular component (GO): endoplasmic reticulum
Molecular function (GO): iron ion binding; L-ascorbic acid binding; procollagen-proline 4-dioxygenase activity
Source: RefSeq, a predicted model, not a curated record